AUGGCCCCCGGUCAGGCUCCGGCCAGCAGCCAGGUGUGGAGGCUGAAGCGUUAUGGACGUUUAGUUCCGGGCUCCAAAGACACUGGGACAAAGCCCUGGAAGGUAUUUGAAGCAAUUGGCAGUAAACCUGGACUUGCCCUCACUAUUGUGGAACCUGGAUACUUGCUGGUAUUGCAAGGACAGGAAUGCCUGGACACAAUCCCAUUGAUCUGUGGCUCAGACUCUAUCAAAAUAAAGCAGAAAUCUGAUAACCUGAUGCUUCGAGUUACUAUGCAGGGAGAGGGCCGCAUGAUGAGGAUGCAGUUUGAGGGAAGUAGCAGGGAGGAGGCUGUAAAGGAGUGUUCAAGUGCUGUGGAGAAAGUGAAGGAGCACAUGCCUGUCAUCACUCAGGACGACGCCCCACCACCCCGCAAUCAACCCCCUGCUGAGUUGUCCGCAACAGUGAUUCAGGAAAAGACUGUGAGAGUUGAGCCUGAGGUUGUUCAAGGAUCGGUGUCCAUCAAGCGUCUGACAGAGCACUUCCUGGGAGAGGCUGCGGUGACUCUGCCACAAGUGUAUCGAAACUGUCCUUUGGCAGAAGGUGACUUAGAGCCAAUCCUUCAUGUUUGUUUGCUGGAUCCCAGUUUUCCUGGAUUCGUUGAGAGAGUGGAGGAGGAGCUAAAGAAAUUGCUUCAAGAGUGAAUCAUUUCCACAACAGCUGAAGGCAAAAA
Platichthys flesus (European flounder) is the source of this 710-nucleotide messenger RNA. It is a transcript of the gene rec114, whose product is annotated as REC114 meiotic recombination protein. The transcript is spliced from 6 exons. NCBI's taxonomy places the organism in Eukaryota, Metazoa, Chordata, Actinopteri, Pleuronectiformes, Pleuronectidae. The record is from RefSeq and is a predicted model, not a curated record. Bases 1 to 681 code for a protein of 226 amino acids.